Molecule: messenger RNA, 723 nt
Organism: Penicillium coprophilum
Lineage: Eukaryota; Fungi; Ascomycota; Eurotiomycetes; Eurotiales; Aspergillaceae
Product: GNAT family N-acetyltransferase
Exons: 2
Coding region: 1-723 (240 amino acids)
Molecular function (GO): acyltransferase activity, transferring groups other than amino-acyl groups
Source: RefSeq, a predicted model, not a curated record
AUGGCAUUUAUCAUUCAGCCUUGUUUCCCAGAAGAUGCUUCGGGUCUUGCAACGACUAUGAUGGGUGCUCGUCUCACCGAUCCUCACUGGCGAUUUCUGUGGGAACAUCCAUCUGCCGAAAGUAUCAUUCCUAAGGCUAUCGAGCGCGUUCCUUGGACUCUGAUGACUAGCAGAGAAACAAAACGACAUCAGAAGGUUGUCGAUCUUGAGACUGGUCAAGUAGUGGGAUAUGCGCGAUGGUCCCUCCCUCCAAUCAUUGCAAAGAAGCGUGAUGUUUGGCUGGAGGCACAGGUGGAGGAAGGGACUUCUGCCGAACGCGCAGUGUAUGAGAAACAGUAUCAAGAGAAUUCCCGGAAUGGGCAGCCUAUAGGCUUAAAGGGCGGCGAGAUGAUGCGUUAUCGCAGUGCGCCUCUUGAGGAAGCAGAUGCUCGAAUUAUGCCAGGUGGACCCUUUCUGACUCUUGAUUAUUUGACGACAGAUCCCUCUUUCUGGCGCCGAGGUAUCGGCAGAAUGCUUGUGCAAAGUGGACUGCAGAUUGCGGAUCAACAAGGAAUGAAGACCUAUGUGAUGUCGGAACCAGCUGCACUGAAGCUAUAUCUCAGCCUUGGCUUUCAACUGGUAGAUACGGUAUCAGUGGACUACUCCCAGUAUGGCGGAACGGAACCCAUGGUGAUGUAUUUCCUUAUUCGAGAGCCAUCUCAGGUAGAUUCCAAAGACGCGUGA